Molecule: messenger RNA, 488 nt
Organism: Telopea speciosissima
Lineage: Eukaryota; Viridiplantae; Streptophyta; Magnoliopsida; Proteales; Proteaceae
Product: membrane steroid-binding protein 1-like
Exons: 1
Coding region: 32-478 (148 amino acids)
Cellular component (GO): endomembrane system; membrane
Source: RefSeq, a predicted model, not a curated record
UUCUUUGGCCUUAAGUGAAACCCAAGAACAGAUGGAGCCAUUAUCACCUUCUACUGAGCUUGGAGAGAUUACAGUAGAGGAGCUGAAGGCCUACGAUGGAUCGAACCCGAACAAGCCAUUAUCGAUUGCAAUCAAAGGACAGAUCUAUGAUGUAUCACAAAGCAAGAUGUUUUAUGGACCAGGUGGGCCUUAUGCUUUGUUUGGUGGUAAAGAAGCCAGUCGAGCCUUGGCAACACUGUCUUUUGAGGAGAAAAAUUUCAGUGGUGAUAUCUCUGGUCUUAGCUCAUUAGAACUUGAGAACUUACAGUACUGGGAAAACAAGUUUAUGAACAAAUAUGUCAAGGUUGGAAUAAUUAAGAAAACUGAAACAGUAACAGAUCAUGUGUUUGUUUCUAGUCCUGUAAAGAUUGUUCCAUCUAUAGUUCAACAGGAGGAGGAGGAGCACCAAAUCAAAGGAUGUCUCUGUUGCUGGAGAUGAUGAGAGAGAG